This is a messenger RNA of Cavia porcellus (domestic guinea pig), 3225 nucleotides long. RefSeq names its product zinc finger protein 211. The coding region runs from base 196 to 1821 and encodes 541 amino acids. Gene Ontology annotation, biological process: regulation of transcription by RNA polymerase II. The transcript is spliced from 3 exons. NCBI's taxonomy places the organism in Eukaryota, Metazoa, Chordata, Mammalia, Rodentia, Caviidae. Gene Ontology annotation, molecular function: RNA polymerase II cis-regulatory region sequence-specific DNA binding; DNA-binding transcription factor activity, RNA polymerase II-specific. The record is from RefSeq and is a predicted model, not a curated record. Gene Ontology annotation, cellular component: nucleus.
GUGUAUUUGGGCUGGGACUUCCGGCGUCUCCCGGGCGGUCAUUUUGGGUGGGCCUCCUGUCUCCUCUUGUCCAGAAUUCAGUUCCCCAGCCAGCCUUCAGGUGGCAGGCGUUGAGAAGCAGUGACACACUGGGGCUCGAGCGCUGGGCGUGGUAGCCCUCGGUCAGUCGUGCCCGCCCUGGGAGCUUCUGAGUAGAUGGAGGCAGCUGCGCUGGACAGCCCAGCCCAGGUUAGUGUCGCUUUUGAAGAUGUGGCUGUGUAUUUCUCUUGGGAGGAGUGGGAUCUUCUUGAUGAGGCCCAGAGGCACCUGUACCUUGAGGUGAUGCUGGAGAACUUGGCACUAAUGUCUUCUCUGGGUUGUUCAUGUAGAGUGGAAGAUGAGGUGGUACCUUCUGAGUUGGGUCUUUCUGUGGACUUGUCAAGGGUCAUGACUCCAAAAGAAGGGUUAUCUUCCCAGAAUGCCUAUGCUUAUGAAAUUUGUGGCCUGGUUUUGAGAGAGAUGCUGCACUUGCCUCAGCACCAUGAAACACAUUGUGGGAAAAAUCCAUACAGGUGUGGGAAGCAGUUCUACUUUGUUGAUAAUCUUCCCCAGCACCAAAGGCAGCCCCUUAAAGAGAUACCCUUUCGAAGCUUUGUGGACAGACACUCAUUUAUAAAGAGCUGCAUGGUCCAUGUGUCAGGGAAGCCUUUUAUUUGCAAAGGAGUUGAGAAGGAUUUCCUGGCCCGCAUGAGAUUUUCCUAUCCACAAAGGAUUCACACAGGGAAGAAACCAAGUAACUACCAGAUGGCCUUUCCCAGUGGGAAAAGUCAUCAUAACUCAGGAAAAUGCAAAAAAACCUUCAGUGACACAAACACAUUGGUGCAGGACCAGGGCAUCCUCACCAGGAAAAGGCUUUUUGAGUGCAGCAAGUGUGGGAAAGUCUGUACACGAAGAUGUAAUCUGAUUCAGCACCAGAAAAUCUACAAUGAAGACAGGCCUUACGAAUGCAUUGAGUGUGGAAAAUUCUUUACCUACUAUUCCAGCUUCAUUAUCCAUCAGAGAGUUCACACUGGAGAAAGGCCUUAUGAGUGUGAUGAAUGUGGGAAAUCUUUCCAUGAUAUCUACAGCCUCAACAGCCAUAGGAAAAUUCACAUUGAAGAAAGACCUUAUGAGUGUGGGGAAUGUGGUAAAUUUUUUAGCCAAAGAUCCAACCUCAUUCUACAUCAGAGAGUUCACACUGGAGAAGAACCUUAUGAAUGCAGUGAAUGUGGGAAAUCUUUUAGCCAGAACUUCAGCCUUGUAUACCAUCAGAGAGUACACACUGGAGAAAGGCCUCAUGAGUGCAAUGAAUGUGGGAAAUCCUUUAGCCGAACUUCCAGCCUCAUUCACCACCGAAGACUUCAUACUGGAGAGAGGCCUUAUGAGUGUAGUAAGUGUGGGAAAUCUUUUAAGCAAGGAUCCAGCUUCAGUUCCCAUCGGAAAGUCCACACAGGGGAAAGGCCUUAUGUGUGUGAAGAAUGUGGGAAAACUUUUAGUCAUAGUUCUAACCUUAGGAACCAUGAGAGAGUUCACACUGGGGAAAGGCCUAUUAAGUGCAAAGAAUGUGAAAAAUCCUUUAGCUGCAAAUCUAACCUCAUUAAACACCUGAGAGUUCACACUGGAGAAAGGCCUUAUGAGUGCAGUGAAUGUGGGAAGUCCUUUAGCCAAAGUUCUAGCCUCAUUCAGCACCAGAGAAUUCACACUGGAAAAAGACCUUACCAAUGUAGUAAAUGUGGGAAAUCCUUCAGCUCCAAAUCUGUUCUCACUAAACACCAAAGAGUUCACACUGGAGAAAGACCUUAGCUGUGUAUGUGUUGUAGUCAGGGUUUGUGCAGAGAACAAUUAGAAUCAGGACAUGGAUUUUAUAUUAUUUUUAUGAUGGUCACUCAGAGUUAACAUAAGAAAAUGCAGGAAGUCUAUCCACAACACCACUGAUGUAUCCAAAUACAUAGGAUAUUCAAUCAAGGGCCUGAAUCCCACAGCAAUGUCCCACAUAGGUCCAGGUGGGACACAGAGCUCAUGACAAUGCCUCCCACGAGUCCAACUAGAGAUCUAGAGCCCACAAGAAGGACUCAUGCUAGUCUUAUGGAUCUGUGCGGGGAAGGCCCAAAGGUCAGUGAUGGAAACCAGAAAGUCCAUGCCAGCAGGGUGAAGGAGCUGUGCUGGUGGGUUGCGGCUUCUAACUGGAGCCGUGAAAUCAUACAACAAAGACCAGGGCUGUCCUGAAAGUCAGCCAUCUUCAGUGACACAGAGGCCCUGAGCUCUGACAAUAAACAGUCAAGUACUUGCCAGGAAGCCAAUGUGACAAGUUCAUCCUGGAGACCAAACAGCACAUGUCUUCCCCUCCAGAGCCAGGAAGCAAUGCUCAAUGGAAGGUCUAGAGCUUCUCCAGGAGAACCUAUCGAAUCAAAGAGCAACACGGAGGAGAACCCACAGUGCCUCAAAGCUUCAACGCAUUAAUGCCUUCCUUCUCCUUCUCCACAUCUCUGUUUAUGAUGGCAACUUUCCUCAGGUGAAACAUCUACACUCAGCACCAUGGUGAUGUAAUCCAGCUAGAAUUAAGUUGACCACCAAUUUUUAAUCCAUAACAGUAUGGACCACACCUUUCUUUCAUUAUUACACUGGUGCAAAGCACAUAAGAGAGAGCUGGCAAUCUGAAUUAAGCCCUCAAGAUGUGAAGGUGUCAUGGAGAAAAUCUUUUUUACUUCCAGGUCCAUAGAAGCUUAAAGCAGCUGUGUUUAACUUUCUAACCUGUGCAGACGUCUUGCCAUUUGUCAUGUUUUGAGGAAGAGAACAUAGGACUUCCACACCUGCAAAUCUAUACAGUGCAGCAGUCAUCACUCCAGCUUGUUCAGAGGAACUGGCCUGUACUUCCCUUUUACUGGAUGAAGUCAUGACGGAUCGGAAUUUUAAUUCCUGUUCUGCAAGUUAGGGCAAGAACCUGAUCCAGAUAAUACUAAAGAGCCAGUUAAGUAUGUUUGGGCAGUUUGUCAAGAAGAGCUCUUCUGACUGUGGAUUUCUUUCCAGCCUCUUUUUAUUUUUUUGGUACCAGGGAUCGAACUCGUGACCACACGCUUGAAAGGCAGGCACUUAUGCAGCUGAGCUAAAUCCCUGGCCCUUUUCCAGCCUCUUAAGUCACCAACCUGGAAACUACCUGCUUAUAUUAUUUUGAUUUUUGUAAUAAUAAAAUCUUCAUUAUUUAAGUUA